AUGUCCCGGGGGAAAAAAAUACUAGACUUAGCUUUAACUUUGGAGUCAUUGGAUUCAUCGGAGUCAGAGUCAAAAUAUUAUGACCCAAAUAAGGUAAUACACAUACUUGAAGAUAUUCAAAUACAGCCGCCACUGGAAAAAGGACCAGAUAAUUCAGAGUACAAUCCAAAUAUAGCUGUACAUGUUAAAGAAGAUACUCAAUUACAGUAUAUAGAAUUAGAAACUAUACCGGAUAAUUUAAAUUACUAUACAAGUAAAGAAGGCUACGUUUCAGAGGAUAUUAUUUUACAACACCAACAAGAAAAUACACCAGAUAAUUCAGAAGGCAAUCCAAAUCAAGCUGUCCAAGUUCUAGACGACGUUCAGUUGCAGUAUAUAGAGUUACAAAAUACAGCAGAUCUGUCUCACAACUCAGUGUAUGAUGUUGAUAAUGACAACGUUCUAGUUACGAAUGAAAACUUUAUUGUGAUACCAUCACAAUUUGAAAUUGACCCCCAGAAAACAGCUAAUGAACAAAAUCAGUAUCCACUUGAAAAUAUUUCUAACAUUACAAAUAAAACUCCAAGUAUUCUAUCUUUAAACAAUGAGUAUACUAGUCCUGUAAAAAGCAUUGCCAACCUUGACCCUAGUCAUCAUCAUAUUGUGCCCGAUCCGCCGAUAUCAGAUGAUAGUGAUAAAGGCGAGAAACUUGUUCCAUACUCUGAUUCGGACUCAGAUUCUCUUUCUGAAAUAAAUAAAAGUAAUAAACGAAGAAAAAGGUUCGAAGUUGAUAAAAAGGAAUGGUUUGCAGAAAAGAAUAAAAGAAGACGAGAAAGUGGUAAAAGCUAUUUUGGGAGGGAUAAGAACGAAGAUUACUCAAAGAAUACUAAACCAAAAGCCGCUCGUUCACUGAAACCUAGAUGCUCUUGUAGGUUAGGAAAGUAUAGUACUUUAAAAUGUGCAACCAUCAAUGAAGUCGCAAGACAAUUGGUUUUUGAACAAUUUUGGAACUUAACUUGGGGAGAAAAAAAGACACUCAUUAACGAAUGGGUAACCAUGACUGAAACAGUCCGACCACGAAAUCGAAAGACCAAAGAAUUAACAAAGAGAGCUAAAUCAUUUUUAUAUAGUUUGAAAGUUAAUAAUGAAAGCAUCAAAGUAUGUCGAACGAUGUUUUUGAACACCUUGGAUCUCGGGAGAUGGACUGUUCAAAAUUGGAAGAAGAACUUUUUAUUGCAACCUCCUAGUAUAUUGAGACGUCACAGACAAUCAUCUGAACCAAUGAUUUCAAAGCCCAAAGAAUCACUUAUAAAAUUUUUGGAAUCUCUACCUGUCAUGGAAUCGCAUUAUUGUCGGGCUACAUCUCAAAAGCUGUAUUUGUUGCCAGAAUGGAAGUCCAAAGAAAGCCUAUAUCAGUUUUACGUUGACAAUUGGUGCAAGGAAAAAAACGUAAAAGCACUGUCUAUAUGUGCAUUUUCUAAUGCAUUUGAGAGUAAAAAUUUGGGCUUGUUUCGACCAAAAAAAGACCAGUGUGAAAAAUGUGCCUGUUACAAGGUAGGGACAGUUUCAAGAGAACAACACAUGGCACAUAUUGAGAAAGUUAAACAAGCUAGAGAAGAAAAAGAUCAAGAUAAAAAUGGAGACAGCUACGUUUUCACUGUGGACUUACAGGCAGUAUUGAUGGCACCUAAAUCAAAUGUCAGUACACUGUAUUAUAAAACAAAGCUGCAAGUAUACAAUCUUUGUUUUUUUAAUUUAAAAAACAAAGAUGGUUUUUGUUUCAUAUGCAACGAAGUUGAAGGCGGAUUAAAUGCUGAAGAAUUUGCUUCUAUUUGGGUGGACUUUUUGGAAAACAAAGUCAUUGCUGAAAUUGCUGAAAACGAAAACAAAACAAUUAUUAUAUACAGUGACGGUUGCACAUACCAAAACAGAAAUUGUAUUUUAUCCAACGCUCUUUUAAACAUUGUUAUGAAGCACAAAAAUAUAACUAUAGAACAAAAAUUCUUAGAGGUGGGUCACACCCAAAUGGAAGCAGAUUCGAUGCAUUCUACUAUAGAACGCUAUCUUAAAGAUAAAGAUAUAAAUGUGCCAGCUGAAUACGUAUCGAUCGCAAGACAUGCCCGAAAAUGCCCAGCACCUUACUAUGUACAAUAUUUGUACCACAAGUAUUUCAAAAAAUUUGACAAUAUUCAAUUUUAUAAAAGUAUUCGACCAGGUAUAUCCAAAGGCGAUCCUAAAGUGACUGAUAUCCGAGCUCUUCGUUACGAAAGCGUUGGAUCCGUUCUCUAUAAAACUUGGUAUAAACAUGAAUGGCAACCUUUACCUCAAAGGAGGUCUUUACAAGUUCAUCCUUGCGAAGUUAGUAAUUUAUCCCAAUUGCAUCAAAAUCGACGGAAAAUCACUCUCCGUAAGUUUCAGGACUUGCAGGAAAUUAAAAAAACGCUCAUGUCUGACUAUCACAAGUAUUACGAUGAUUUACCUCAUGAAUAA
This is a messenger RNA of Diatraea saccharalis (sugarcane borer), 2469 nucleotides long. NCBI's taxonomy places the organism in Eukaryota, Metazoa, Arthropoda, Insecta, Lepidoptera, Crambidae. The record is from the annotation of a GenBank genome assembly.